AUGUCUUUCUCCAUCAAAGGCCUCCUCUCUAGUUACUCCCCUGUCUCGGAAUACUCCCCCGACCUAGAAAAGGAGUAUCACCUCCCGCUACAGAAUGAGAGUGAACUUGGGUCCACCACAGACAAAAACUCAUCUAGUUUCCAAGGAAGAUUGGAGAAAAAGGAAUCCAGAUUUAUCGAUGGCCGAACUAUCUCAGACGCUAUCAUCGGUCUGUCCGACGGAAUGACUGUGCCAUUUGCUCUGACGGCUGGACUCUCCGCCCUAGGUGACACCAAGGUAGUGGUAUUCGGAGGAUUUGCAGAACUCAUUGCGGGUGCGAUAUCCAUGGGAUUAGGUGGAUAUCUCGGAGCCAAGAGUGAAGAAGAAUCCUACCGCGCCACAUACAAAGAAACCGAAACACAAACCAUGACUGAUCCCGCCUCCGUAACAGACACCGUCUCGGAGAUCUUCGCUCCCUACGAUCUCCCUCCAGCCCUUGUAUCUGAACUCACUGGUCACCUCGCGUCCUCGCCCAUGCUCCCUUCCUUUCUCAUGAACUUCCACCACACGCUACAGGAACCGUCCGGGUCGCGCGCUUUUACUUGUGCCUUAACCAUCGCCCUAGGCUACUUCAUUGGGGGCUUUGUACCGCUGGUGCCGUACUUCUUUGUUGGACCGCAAGAUGCCUUCCUUGCGCUACGGUGGUCGAUCGCAACUAUGGCCGUGGCACUGUUUCUAUUUGGGUAUGGCAAGACGUGUUUCGUGAGCGGAUGGAAGGGGAAACAGAAUAUUCGACGCGGUCUGAUAGGCGGAUUUCAGAUGGUAUUAGUGGGAGGGGUGGCGGCAGGGUCGGCCAUGGGACUGGUGAAGGGAUUCCAGCUAUUAGCUUCUAAAUGA
This is a messenger RNA of Aspergillus tanneri, 876 nucleotides long. Its product is annotated as VIT1/CCC1 transporter family protein. NCBI's taxonomy places the organism in Eukaryota, Fungi, Ascomycota, Eurotiomycetes, Eurotiales, Aspergillaceae. Gene Ontology annotation, molecular function: manganese ion transmembrane transporter activity; iron ion transmembrane transporter activity. The record is from RefSeq and is a predicted model, not a curated record. Gene Ontology annotation, biological process: intracellular manganese ion homeostasis. Gene Ontology annotation, cellular component: fungal-type vacuole membrane. The transcript is spliced from 2 exons. Bases 1 to 876 code for a protein of 291 amino acids.